Molecule: messenger RNA, 1012 nt
Organism: Medicago truncatula (barrel medic)
Lineage: Eukaryota; Viridiplantae; Streptophyta; Magnoliopsida; Fabales; Fabaceae
Exons: 2
Coding region: 98-1012 (304 amino acids)
Source: RefSeq, a predicted model, not a curated record
AGUUAAUAUUUAGUUCCAUUUCCUAUUACAAGUUGUUGCUGCUGCUGGCUACUACUUUUUCGAUCUGCAUUGUCAUCAAAUUAUAUUAUUUGAGAAGAUGGAUCAGUAUAUUCUUCAUCGAAGUUGGAUGUACGAUAGAAAAAGACCGGGGAAAAGGACACUUAAAGCUCAAUUUAAGGAAGGAAUUCGUGAAUUUGUUGCUUUCGCCAUGUCGCAAGAUAUUUUUAGAAGUGAGGGAGGGAUUAGAUUUUCGUGUCUUAAAUGUACGUGUAGGUUGAUUCAGAGCCCAAAAGAUGUCAUAAAACAUUUAGAGGAUGUUGGUUUUAUGGAGGAUUAUUAUGUGUGGAGACAUCAUGGUGAACAAGAGCCGGAUGAGUUUGAUGUUAAUAUGCAGGCUUCAAGCAGUGGAGCGCAUACACAGUGUGAAAACUUUGGCCUCAUGGAAGAUAUGGUCGGUGACACUCUCGGGGUGAAUUUGUCUUACAAUGAGGGCAUUGAAGAGGAAAUAAUCCCGAAUGAGAAGGCGUUGAAGUUUUACUCAAUGAUGAAAAAAGUAAAUGAACCAUUGUUUGAAGGGUCGUCUCAGUCGAAGUUAUCCAUGUGUGUGAGGCUUUUAGCUGGAAAGUCAAAUUGGAAUGUACCCGAAGAAUGUGCGGAGUACUACACGAAAAUGAUGAGGGAUUCGACUCCUGUACCAAAAAAUUUACCAUUAAGUUAUUAUGAAGCUAAGCAAUUGGUGAUGAAGUUGGGAUUGGAAGAAAAAAAGAUUGAUUGUUGUGUUAACGGGAGAAUGUUGUUUUACGACAAUGAAUUUGGUAAGAAUGAUGGCGCGUUGGAGGAGUGUAAAUUUUGCAAUUCACCAAGGUAUGGAGUGAGUGGCGAUGAUGUUGAUCGUAAGAAGAAACGAGUCGCAGUCAAGUCAAUGUUUUACCUGCCAAUAAUACCAAGACUGAAGAGAUUGUUUGCAUCAAAUGCACACAGCUGGUCAUAUGACAUGACAUUAUUACCAUAA